CUGGCUGAGCUGAACUGCGAGUACAGCUCCAAAUUUUAGACUUGGCACAUGGCAGAGCUUGGCAGCUGUAAUACGAGUAAAAUGGCGUUAACCGUGCCCUGCGUGGCCAUCAGAGGCUCAACUGGUAUCAGCGUGUCGUAUGGUCCACCAUCGUAUGAGGUUGUCUCUUCAUUCAAAAAAGAUGACAGCAGGGCAUGUAAAGCCAUGGCUUAUAGCCCACAAGGAAAAUUCCUUGCAUGGGCUAAUGGUACAAACAUCAAAAUUAUCUCGUGUCAAACAUGGCAACUUAUUGCUGAAAUUCCUAAACCAAAGGUGCUUGCCCUUGCCUUCUCUCCACAAGAUACCUACUUAAUGUCAUGGGAACCUUUUAUUGUAAAUGAUGCAAAUCCUCAAGGCAAUCCUAAUUUAAAUUUGUGGAAUCCAUUAACGGGAGCAUUUGUGAAAGGUUUUGUGCACAAAAAACAAACUGAUUGGGAGCCACUAUGGACAGAUGAUGAAAAAGUAUGUGGUAUGUUAGUUAAUAAUGAUGUUGUAUUGUACGAGAACGACUUCACAACAGUUGCACAUAAAAUGAACGUUGGUAAAAUUGCCAAAUUCAGCAUAGCUCCUGGUCGUGAACCAUACCAUAUUUGCUGUCAUUUACCAGGAAAAUCUGGACAACCUUCGUUUGGUUCUAUGUUCCAAUAUCCAAAAUUCAAAGCUCCAGAACACAAACCAGUUGCUACCAAAAGUUUCUAUCAUGAUGAUCGCAUCAACUUCUAUUGGAAUAAACAAGGAUCUAACAUGUUGUUAUUAGCUAGUACUGAAGUGGAUAAGACUGGUGCUUCUUAUUAUGGAAAACAAACAUUGCUCUUUUACGGUACCAAAUGUCAACCUAAUCUUGUUGCAUUAAGCAAAGAAGGUCCUAUUCAUGCUGUACAAUGGUCUCCUAAAAGUACUGAGUUCAUUGUUAUCUAUGGUUCUAUGCCUUCAAAAGCAACUUUAUUCAAUUUAAAGUGUGAACCCAUUUUUGAAUUUGGAACUAAACAUCGUAAUGCCAUCUUAUACAAUCCUCAUGGAAACAUUGUGAUAUUGACUGGUACUGGUAAUCUCAGAGGUGAUAUCGAAUUAUGGGAUACCAAAAAACACAAACUUAUUGCUACAACAGAAUCCCCCGAUACAACAUUAAUGGAAUGGUCACCGGAUGGUGAGCAUUACAUGACAGCUACUACAGCUCCACGACUUCGUGUUAGCAAUGGAUUUAACAUUUUCCACUACACUGGAACUCUGUUAUUUGAACGACCAUGGAACAAGCAGGAAGAAUUGUGGGAAGUGCAAUGGCAAAAGUUCCCAGCUGGUACUUUCAAAGAAAACGUGAUAAAUUACACAACGGUUGAAGGCAUUGCUCCAAGUCGUCCAACAGCAUCCAAAGAAGCUUAUAGACCACCUUCAGCAAGAAAUUCGGCGCGAACUGCUUUCAGUCUUUACGAUGAUGUUGAUGAUAAAAAGCCAACAAAACAAACUAUCCCUAACAAACCAUCCAAAAAUGCAAAAAAACGUGAGAGGAAGCAAAUAAAAAAACAAGAACAAGCAGCUGCCUUGGGAGAAAAUGUCAGUGUCAAUGGACAAUCUGCUACACCCUCUGCCAAAUCUACUAAUUCAACACCUAAUCCGGAACCCACUGACGAUCCUGAAAAGAACAAGGCUAUUAAGAAAAUAAGAACUAAAUUGGAUCAAAUUGCUAAACUGAAGGAACAACAAAAUAGCGGAAAGAAACUGGAAAUAAACCAAUUGGAUAAAAUUAAAAAGGAAGCAGAGCUGAUUAAAGAAAUGGAGGAAUUGAUGUUAUGAUCUUUGUUUGCGUGUAUAAUUCUACCACUUUCUUUCAAUCUACAAAGACCUCAGGUAUUGAGAAAUCGAUAAUAAUUCUUACCAUGCACUGAAACACCACAUCAUGGCUGAAUAAAAAAAUGAGUAUAAAAACAACUGUAAAACAAAAAAUUCAUGCACAAAUAAUAAAAUGACUGAUCACUCAGUGGUUACUUUGAAUGCUUAUCAGAUGUGUUGUUGUGGGUAACUUAUGAAAAAUGAUAAAAAAAAUUGAUCUGACAUGGUUGAAUCUGUGUCAAAGUACCAAGUAUUCUUGAUACUGUUGUCUUUAAAUAGGAUAAUUUUAAGCAGCAUUUUUCAAUGUAAUCUUUGCAUUAUUGUAAAACUCAACUAUCAUGUGAAAAGACAAACUCUGUUCCUUUCUUGAAUAUUUUUGAACAGCAGAACUGUAUAUAUUAUGAUUAGCCUUCUGUGUUCAUUUAUGAUAUCAUAAAUCUUUUUUGCAAGUUGUUGGUGCAUUAUAAAAUAAUUCGCAUGAAAUUAUGAACACUUGUUAAACUCGAAUUGUUUCUGAUCAAAUUUAUGACUCUUUCCUUGUAUAUUUAGCAAAGUGGAAAUUGAUACUUACACGUACGACAAGAUCGACUCGAUUACUUAUGUAAAUUUAUACCCGUUCUACUGCUAAAUAUAGUGAUAACUGAAAAAAAAUAGUACAAAUUGAAUAGUUAAUUUGAAUUUGUGAAUAUUUUAAGUUUUUCUAAAAUCCACAGGGUUGAGAUAUGAUUGAAAUUGAAUCUACAAAAAUGUAUUGCAUCGAUCGCGAAUGUAUUUAUUCAUUGUAUGAAAGUAAAUGAACUGGGUUCAUGAUUGUAAUUUAUUA
Messenger RNA from Trichogramma pretiosum, 2689 nucleotides. RefSeq names its product eukaryotic translation initiation factor 2A (gene eIF2A). Lineage: Eukaryota; Metazoa; Arthropoda; Insecta; Hymenoptera; Trichogrammatidae. Gene Ontology annotation, cellular component: cytosolic small ribosomal subunit. The coding region runs from base 49 to 1830 and encodes 593 amino acids. The record is from RefSeq and is a predicted model, not a curated record. Gene Ontology annotation, biological process: translational initiation. The transcript is spliced from 11 exons. Gene Ontology annotation, molecular function: tRNA binding; mRNA binding; protein binding.